AGCGGACCGGAAAUGCACCAAUAUUAUGUUCCGUUUCGUACCCGCCCCUUUUAGAGCAUGUAAGCUAAUGGUUGUUUGCUGUUUAUUUGUCAUUUAUCUUAAACAACAUGGAGCAUCAACACAACAUGGACUCAAAGGAACCCUCUCUUUACGCACCGACCAGCUCCUUGGUAGAUAUGUCACGAAGCACAGAGGAGGACUCUUUGGUGGACGGACCUCUGAUCUCUGCUGACGUCCUCCACUCUGCCAUCAGCAGGGAGUUUCAGGCCGUACCAACACCCUGCCAUGCCGCCCUGCUGUCUCUGCUGCAUGUUGUGUACGUGGUGUUAUCAAUGUGUGUGGCGCUCUUGUGUGUGUUAGAAUUUGGGGAAAAGGACGUGUGCGCGAGUAUUCUAGGUAACGUGCGAGGCGACAGUGUCAUUGUCUUUGGGAAGGUGUGUUUGUGGGUGCUGGUGCUGCUGUUCACUGGGUGCGUGCAGCACCACCACAGCCAGGCCAGACGCAGAGGGUACCUGCGGUUCUACAGACAGACGCAGGGGCUGAAGCACCUGACGCUUACCGUGCACUCUGCAGGAAACGUUAUUCUGCUGGUUGUUCUGGCUUCGCAAUUAUCACCGACUCUGCAAACCCAAAUGCUGAUCGGCAUCCUGGGGGCGGAGCUCUUGUUUGCGUUGCCGUGCCUCAUCUAUUACACAGUCCAAGUGAUGCGGUUCAACCGCGAGCGAGCCGCACCAGAUGUGAGCCAGGAGGAGGACUCGCUCAGCCACAGUGUCGGCAGCCUGCCGAGGGAGACCGGCUUCAGAGAGGGCUCCAACCUGCACGAGGUGGUGGAGAAACAGGCCGACCUGAUCGAGUACUUGAAACAGCACAACACCCUGCUGAGCAAGAGGCUGCUCAACCUCUCCGCUCAGCACUGACCGCAGCCCGGCCUCCACCUCCUCCUCCUCCUCCCUGUGGGCCGGAGCCAGAUCCCCUAAACGCUCCACUCUCUGGACACAAAGGAGAAAGGAUGGGGGGGGGUCUGUGGGUUUGAGAGAGACGACGAGAAGCUGGAAGAAAAACACGGUAUAAAAGACUAAAAGCACGGAAAUCCUUGUGCACGCAAGCGAACGGGCACGAGGCGGGAGGGCUUCUCCGCGACGCACCUGAGACGGAAAGAUAAAGCAACAGGAGGAGGAGGUGGGCCGUAAGUGGGGGGCAGUUAAAGAGGCAAAGUGGGAGGAGGAGCAGAGCAGUCAUGGGUCACAGAUCAGAGGUGAGGUUUUUUUUUUAACUUUUUUUUUUUAUAACUGUAGAAACCUCCAGUGACCCGUGUAUGCCACCGCUUUUUAAGAGAAACAGGAGGCGAAACCGUUUUAGAUCAUCUGCAGUAAGAGAUGCUGGAGAGAGGUUUUAAAUCGUCACGGUAACGUAAUGCUGUGAUUGUUGUAUUUUAUCUGUCCGAAUGUGUAAAUGCUUUGUUUGGAAGCAACUUUUUUCUUUUCAAUUGUUGAGUUUGUGUAUUUGUGUGAUAUUUAAUAAACACAUUUUUGUGGAACUCCAAGCGAGUGUCAACAUCG
This is a messenger RNA of Gasterosteus aculeatus aculeatus (three-spined stickleback), 1559 nucleotides long. RefSeq names its product transmembrane protein 192 (gene tmem192). Gene Ontology annotation, cellular component: lysosomal membrane; late endosome. The record is from RefSeq and is a predicted model, not a curated record. Lineage: Eukaryota; Metazoa; Chordata; Actinopteri; Perciformes; Gasterosteidae.